Nerophis lumbriciformis (worm pipefish) is the source of this 2706-nucleotide messenger RNA. The record is from RefSeq and is a predicted model, not a curated record. NCBI's taxonomy places the organism in Eukaryota, Metazoa, Chordata, Actinopteri, Syngnathiformes, Syngnathidae.
AUGCCUAUUUUAGUUUUCCUCUUAGACACGUCCGCCUCUAUGAAUCAGCGCACUUAUUUGGGUACGACGUAUCUGGACAUUGCUAAAGGCGCGGUUGAGGUCUUUAUGAAGCUGCGUGCCCGAGACCCGGCUAGUAGAGGCGACAGGUACAUGCUAGUUACAUUUGAUGAUCCGCCAUACGGAGUGAAGGCGGGCUGGAAGGAGAACCACGCCACCUUCAUGUGCGAGCUGAAAAAUCUUCAAGCGUCCGGGCUGACGACAUUAGGUCACGCUCUCCGCACGGCCUUUGACCUGCUUAACCUCAACCGCCUCGUCUCAGGCAUUGACAAUUAUGGGCAGGGCCGCAACCCUUUUUUCCUCGAACCAUCUGUAAUCAUCACUAUCACUGAUGGCAACAAACUCACGCAUAGCUCAGGCGUCCCAGAUGAGCUGCACUUGCCUCUAAACUCGCCUCUGGCUGGCAGCGAGCUGACCAAAGAACCCUUCCGUUGGGACCAAAGGUUGUUCGCGCUGGUGCUUCGGCUCCCCGGAGCUGCUACCGCAGAUAACGAGCAGCUCGGCAGCGUCCCCACAGAUGAGUCGGCUAUCACCCAAAUGUGUGAAGUCACAGGAGGGCGAUCCUACUGCGUACGAACACAACGAAUGCUAAACCAGUGUCUCGAGUCUCUUGUCCAAAAAGUUCAAAGUGGCGUCGUUCUAAAUUUUGAGAAAAGUGGGCCAGAUCCGCCUCUUAUAGGGGAAGACAACCAAGUGGAGUCAAACCGCUCCGUGUCAUCCUUUAGUCCACAGCUGUGGCACAGUUGCCAUAAACUCAUCUAUGUGCGCCCCAACCCAAAAACGGGGGUGCCAGUCGGGCAUUGGCCCAUCCCUGAAUCCUUCUGGCCGGACCAGAACUCUCCCACGCUGCCCCCUCGCACUGCCCAUCCUGUAGUGCGUUUUUCCUGUGUAGACUGUGAGCCCAUGGUGAUAGACAAGCUUCCAUUCGACAAAUAUGAACUGGAGCCCUCACCUCUCACCCAGUACAUUCUGGAAAGAAAGUCUCCACACAUGUGCUGGCAGGUGUUUGUGAGCAGCAGCGGGAAGCAAAGUGACCUGGGUCAGCCUUUUGGUUACCUUAAAGCCAGCACCACUCUUACUUGUGUCAACCUGUUUGUCAUGCCUUAUAAUUACCCGGUGCUCCUUCCACUCCUUGAUGAUUUGUUCAAAGUGCACAAAUUAAAACCGAACCUCAAGUGGCGACAAGCCUUGGAGAUGUACCUUAAAACGAUGCCUCCGUACUACCUCUUGCCUUUAAAGAAGGCCCUGAGGAUGAUGGGGGCACCAAAUUUAAUCGGAGACAGCAUGGACUGUGGUCUAAGUUACAGUGUCAUCUCCUAUCUGAAGAAGCUCAGCCAGCAGGCAAAAAUAGAGUCUGAACGCUUGAUCGUAUCUGUGGGGAAGAAGGCACCCCAAGAAACUGGCAUUAGGGUGAAGAACCACUCCAGCUCUUUGUCUCUGGCCCACCGGCGAGAUUUGAAGCAACUGCUACAUGGAAUCACUGGAGAGGCUCCACUUCGCAUGGUGGACAUCAAUUUCAAGGAGUUUUCCGGCUUCCAGAUCGCAUUGCUCAGCAAGGAUGUUAAGCCUCAAGCUUAUCGAAAUGCCUACGACAUCCCAAGACGGAAUCUUCUGGAUCAGCUUACUCGAAUGCGUUCUAAUUUACUGCGAACUUCACAAAAACUAAUCAGAGGGCAGGAUGAAGAUUACCUGCAUAGCAUUCCAGUGGCUCAGAUGGGAAACUAUCAGGAGUAUCUGAAAAUGAUGCCGUCUCCUCUAAGAGAAAUUGAUCCGGAUCAACCUAAACGACUGCACACUUUUGGGAACCCUUUCAAGCAGGAUAAGAAGGGAAUGAUGAUCGAUGAGGCCGAUGAGUUUGUCUUAGGUCCUCAAAACAAGAAAAGGGCGAAUUCCAGUGACUCAAAUGCAGGUGCUACUAUGAAGAGAAGGCGGAGCAUGUCACCGUUACUACGGCGACCUCAGACUCCACCGGUCAGCGCCAACCACAUUCUGGCUGGAAAGAGUCCGACAGGUGUUCAAGGACAAGUGAAUCUCCCAAAAGUCAUACCACAGCACAAAGGGCCGGAUGGUGCUGAGGUGGUCAGCGAGAGUAACGGCGAUGGUGUUCUUGUUCCUGACUCGGGUGAGAAUUGGCCCAGUGAAGUGGACUCCGUGGGAGGAAUUCAACAUUCGCUCAACUCGGUGGGAAAAGCAAGGGCAGAAGCAGUUGAUGGGGGCGAGGACAUCAACAUGACUGAAGAGAAAGCUGUCAUUCAAGACGGUCAAGAGGAGCAGUCACUAGAAGAGACAUUCAAUUGUGUGGACUUGAGUCCGCAGAGCAACUUGGACAGUGCAGAGACUGAACCGGCAGUGCUGGAGACCAUAUUCAUAGCACCACUAGACGGUAGCCAAGCAGAACUACGGACACGAGUCAUCAAGGAAGUCCGCAAACCUGGCCGAAACUUUGAGGCAAUACUAGAACUACUGCAGCAGGUUAAAGGACCAGUCAAUGUCCAGCGCUAUUUCAUUCAACACGCCAUCAAAGAGGCCUCCAGAUUCAAGAAACGGACCCUAAUCCAUCAGCUAGAGCUUACACUUGCCAAGAUUGAUGAGAAGCAUGGGACGCCGUCACAGCUUGCUAGUGAUCAUCAUCAAAACACAACAACAUAG